Messenger RNA from Siniperca chuatsi (mandarin fish), 9671 nucleotides. RefSeq names its product astrocytic phosphoprotein PEA-15. Gene Ontology annotation, molecular function: protein binding. The coding region runs from base 428 to 820 and encodes 130 amino acids. The record is from RefSeq and is a predicted model, not a curated record. Gene Ontology annotation, biological process: regulation of apoptotic process; MAPK cascade. Lineage: Eukaryota; Metazoa; Chordata; Actinopteri; Centrarchiformes; Sinipercidae. The transcript is spliced from 4 exons.
AGAGAGAGAGAGAGAGAGAAAAAAAAGCGUUUCCACGUUUCAGCAGCCGGUGACAGAGCAGCGGACAGCGAAGCACACGGACAGAGAGAGAAACCACGAUCAUCCUAAACACGGCAUUCCUGAUUUAUUAUUUCCAAACACUGACUGACAGUUCAUCUCACCCGUGUCCCCUUCACGGUCGCGUUUCCCCCACGCUGAUAAAACAGACUCAAAUCCACCACUGAGCGAUUUGAAACCGCAAAAGUGAACCGAACCCACCGAGACUGACCGAGUGGACUUUUUCCUGCGGCACGUCUGUCCUCGCUUAAACCGAAAUUAAAUUCCCACAGAGCUGCUUUCUGUGAGAUCCAGAGGAGAUUAUCUUCCCGCAGACUCCCUCAUCUCUCUCGCUGUCUGUAGCUGACUCAUUUUUGCUGCGCUCGGGACCAUGGCGGAGUACAGCUCUCUGCUCAGCGACCUGUCUGACAACAUCACCAAUGAAGACUUGGAGCAGCUCAAGUCAGCCUGCAAGGAGGACAUCCCAGAGGACCAGAGCAACAACAUCACCUCCUCCAAGGAGUGGUUCAGCUACCUGGAGAAGAACGACAAGCUGGCCCAAGAUCAUCUGUCAUACAUCGAGCACAUCUUCGAGAUUUCGCGGCGACCGGACCUGCUGACGAGGGUGAUCGAGUACCGCACCACCGUGCUCAAGAUCUCUGAGGAUGACGAGAUCGACACCAAGCUCACGCGCAUCCCCUCAGCCAAGAAAUACAAAGACAUCAUCCGCCAGCCCUCUGAAGAUGAGAUCAUCAAGUUGGCCCCUCCCCCUAAAAAAGUGUGAGGUCGCAACCCCCAGCCCUGAUCUUUGCACCUUGAUUUCUUCACUCCUGGCACUCCAAUCAACCGACCAACCGUUUCUGACCAACCCCAUCACUCCCCCACCUCACCCCUCUCACACUUGCCACACACAACACACAUACACACACAUCCAGCCACGCCACCCUCCUUGCACGAACACAUGCCGUGAUACAGAGCCACGCAGGCAGCCACCAACAAAGCAACCAAUCAGAUCGUAGCGAUGCAGCCUCUUCCCAAGCUGAGGGGAGACAGGAAGCUGCAGGAAAAAAAGACUUUAGAAGAAGAACUCUGGAGUUGGAACGACAGUGUAUGUGUGUGAGGGGAGAGAGAGAGAGCAAAGGUCUACCCUUGAUUCAAACGCUGAGUGGGUCAGUUCAGAAUGAGUGCAAUCUGUAAACACUGUUCAAUCUGUGAUGCUGUGUUUAUGCAACCGUCUGUGUGUGUGCAUGUCAGUCAAGGCUGUUAUAGUUAAAACGUCCACCCAUGAAGAAUUUGAAACUACAAACCCUGCCUUCAAAACUUGCAAAAUGAAAUGGCAAAGUUUUUUUAUUUUUUCAGAAAUUAUAAAAAUGUCAGAAAGCUGAUAGGUAACCAUAGAAACAAUUAAGCUUUGUACGCAUUGUAUGUACAGUGAUACAUAACUAUAACUAACAUAAUUCAGCAGCGCUUAAUUGUUUGUUAAUCAUCUUGAAUAUGCAAAAUAUCCAAAAGUCAAAAUUGAUGGACCGAAAACUACUAUCUGGAGAUGAAACUAAACUGAAUGAAACUAAAACAUGUAAACACAUAGUUUACAUGAUCAAAACUAUUUUAACAAAGCUGCAGCUAAUAAGUUAAUACUUAGUAAAAAAAAAUUAAAACUAAUCUAAAUCUUACACAUAUGACUCUGGUUCAUUUCUAUGAGGGUGAUUGUUUUAGUGUGUAGCCACAUUAAUUGUUCAGGUGUGUUUGUAAUGUGAAAGGGAUAGUUUGAAAUUUUGGGAAAGACGCUUAUUCACAUUUUUGCCGUGACUUACAUGAGAAGAUCGAUACCAUGUUCAUGUCUGUCUUUUAAAUAUGAAGCUACAGCCACCAGCAGGUUAGCUUAGCAUAAAGACUGGAAACAGGGGGAAACAGCUAGCAUAGCUGUUAGCCUCGUUUUUAUACUUUGGUUUUUGUAUGGAUUAAAGAAAUGAGAUAUAUUGUGUUUCUUAGUGAGCUUUAGAGGUGUUGGAAGGAAGAUUUUCGUACCUUUGGAUAGAGUCAGGCUAGCAAUUUCUCCCAAUUUUCAGUCUUUGUGCUAAGCUAAGCUAACUGGCUCAGCUAACCACUUCAUAUUUACCAUACAUACAUGAGAGUGGUAUUAAUCUUCUCAUCUAACUCUCAUCAAAAAGGUAAAUGAAAGAAUUUCCCAAAGUGUCUAACUAUUCCUUUAAAGCCUGUAUAGUUUAUUAAAAAAUGAAAGUUAUCAAGUUACCAUCUUCUUGCCUCUUUUGGAAACAUUGCCAUGAGGUUGCUGUAUUUGAAACAAAACUUUAAGUCAUACUUAAAGUACAGGACAGUCACUGUUCCUUAGCUAGAGGUUCUGUAUACAUUCCCUUUACUCUUACACAGAUAAUUAUAUCAUGUUUUAAGAGCAAAAAAAAGUCAAAUAUUUUAGAAGAUAUUUAAAGCUGAUUUUCAUAGGGAAAGCCAAUAUUUGCCUUUAGUUUAUGAGUCAUAGCAAUUAUUUAAAGAAAAUAUUUAGAUGCGAAAGUUAUAGCACUUAUUUCUAUACUAUGGAUGUUCCCUGCCCAUAGGUUCUCUUUUCAACAAGGGGACCAGUUAGCAUGAAAGUCUGUUGUAUAAGCUGGCUAGAGAUGUAAAUAUACAAAUAAUAUAUUACAAGAAAAUAUAGCAGAAAUAAUAUAUUGACCUGCAGUGUGUAGUCCAUAGACGACACUGUAGCUCUAGCAGCACAUUUCCACUGUACGUUCAGUUUCACCGUGUCUGGUUUUGUAACUAAGACUUUCACCCUUUUUGUCUAAUUUGAAACUAUUUAGUGUACUAUUUGGACUACAUUAGUAAGGUGGCCGACAAGGGCAAAUGCACUGCAAACGCACUGCAAACGCACUGCACCUUAAGAAAACGCAUGCAAAUAAACAAAAGUACACACAACACAACCAAAUACACAAAUGCGCUGCAAAUACACAAAACGACAGCAGAAGUCAGAAACCCACAUAAAAGGAUGAUUGAUACACAGACCCGACUUCAAUAACUACAUGAGUCACAAACACUUUUUAGUGUCCUCUGGAAACACUUCUGUUGUUCUGUGAAUUUGCAGCGCGUUUCUGUCUUUCUUUCACCCUUUUGUUGCCAUUUCAUUUGUUGCACAGAAAAUAAGUGACCAGCUUGGAAAGAGGACAAACUAAGGCCUCUGAAAAUAAAAAUAGUUGCAGAUGAAUGUGAAAGAGGGGAGAAAAUGUCAGAAAGAAACAUGGCAUGUGAAAAUAAAACAUGUCCUUUAAUAAACUGUACAUAAAGUAGAUUGUGACAUGGAUCUCUAAUGAACACAAUGGCUCACAACCUGCUGACUAUGCCAUUCCCACCAUGCACCAACAUAAUAGCUAGCAAGACUGUUGAAACUAAACUAUAAUAACUGCUCUUUUGAACACUGUGUCUCUUUUUUCCCCGCGUUGAAGCCUUAGCGGACUUUGAGUUUACCCCAAAAUUUUUCAGAACUGUGAGAGAUUGUGUGUGAAGCGAAGACAGACGCCAGCAUACACAUCAAGUUAAUCAAAACGGCUCUCACUUUUAAAGAGAGUGAUGCUACUUUUAUUCUGAAAUUUGCUAAGGACUUCAGUGUUGGUGUGUACAGAAUGUCUGUGGGUCUAUUUCUGCCCCUGUCUUUGUUGUUAUCAAAGCUGUAGGAUCAAAAAAUGAACCAUAAAAAUCAGUGUAUGACUAGUCAUUUCUCCCAGCCCCGCUACCUCCCUCCUUCCUCUCCCUCACCACCACGCUCCACUCCAACCCCAGUGCCAACGACUAAGACUUUUAUUUUGAUCACAGUUUCUGUGAUCUGUUUUCAGUGAUCUGUUUUUUUUUUCUCUCUCUUUUGUAUUGCUCGCCGUAUAUUGUAGUAUUUGACUGAUUUGUAUCCUAUGCAUUUACGUCUGUAGGAAAACUCUGCACUGUAACAUAUCCUCCCAACAAAUCACUUAAUCUAAAGAACUGAACUCUUUAAUUGUGACAAGUUAGGGUGUUUGACAAGAUCCUGAUAUUGAAUUUGCAUGACUGAUGUGCUGGGUGGUGUGGCACUUGAUAAGAGGAACUGAAAGUAUGCAGUUUCAGGAAAGAAAAUAAAUGCUUGUUAGCAAUGUUCAUUGUUUGAAACUGGAAAACAAAUACUUGUUAGACCAACUAUACUAUACAACUCCCAUUCUACUCUUUUGCAAGAAAAGUCUAAAGGUAACUAAAACAUUCAAUUUUAAUUAAUUCCAGCAAAUAUAUGUUUAAUAGUCUGCAAACAGUGGACUUGCAUGAAACAUCCAGUUAAUCUAGGCCAGAUCGAGCUUUUUAUAGUAUUGUUAAAGGAAUAGUCCACCCUUAAAUACUUUAACACUGAUGCUAUACUUUGAAUUGUACUGGGCCCAUUUUGCAGUUCAGGUUUUUUCUAGCCACGGAGCAGUGGAAGGCAAUGUCAGUCAGUCGGUCCACCACUUUGGUCCAUACUGAAAUAUCUCUAUAACAUAGGAUUACUUGGCAUGAAAUUUGGUACACAUUCAUGGUCGCCAAAAUGAAUCCUGAUUAAUUUGGUGAUGCCCUGACUUCUUCUCUAGUGCCACCAACAGGUUGACGUUUGAGGCUCAGUGUAAAACAUCUCAACGACAAUUGGAUGGAUUGCCAUGAAAUUUGGUACAGAAAUUCAUGGCCCACUCAGGAUGAAUUAAUAAUAACUUUAGUGAUUCCCCUUACUUUUCAUCUAGCAUCAUCAGGGUUUUAUUUGUUCAGUACUUUAGUUUAUGACCAAAUACUUGCAAAACUAAUGACAUUCCCAUCAGCCUCAGCUGUACUUUGUGACUAGCGCAAAUUAGCAAAUGUUAGUAUGCUAACAUGCUAAACUAAGAUGGUGAACAUGGUAAAUAUUAUGCCAUGAUGCUAAACAUCAGCAUGUCAUUGUGAGCAUGUUACAGCAUGCUGAUGUUAGCAUUUAGCUCAAAGCACCUCUGUGCCUAAGUGCAGCUUCACAGAGCCGCUAGCUCUCUAACUCUUAGUCCUGUUUAUCUGUGAAGCCACAUUUGAGUUUAGUAACAUUUUUGUUAUAUUCUUCCACAACAUCAGCCGUCAAGUUUAUGUCCCUUAGAAUCAAAGAGAAAGGGCUUCUUUUAAACUCAGUAUUAUAGGGAGAAAUGAAUCGCUUAGGAGUCUUAAGUAGCCCAAAUUCAAAUUCAGUAAAUCUGGUUUCUCUGGGUGUUUUCAAGACUUAUACUAAAAACUGUAGAACACAACACUUCAUCAUAAAAUAUAUCCUGGUAUACGCAUUGAUCUUUUAGGAUUGAUAAUAUAUAACAGUGUCAGAGUAUUUCUGGGUGGAUUUUCCCUUCAGCGUCCAGACUAACCCUCGCUAGGCCUGACCCCAAGUGAAGCGGUAACUGUCCUCCUAUAGCUUGAGCCUAGUGAAAACAAAGUGGGACCACUGCAUUUAUCACAGAGCUGAACUGAGACCAUUAUGUUGGGCAAAGGGAGGCAGUUUUACUUACUGCUAUGACCUGUGGGUAAUGGUCUUUCCCAGCGUUAAAUGGAUGUGAUUAUUGGAUGUUAGAUUUCCACCCACCAUUUUCAGUGAAAAGCUUUGGUAAUUUUCAAACCAAAAGGCAGGUUUUUCUUUUCAGAUCUUAGCAUGUGUUUCCAUUAUUGUACAAAAUAUCAGCAAGGGAGGAUUUGGGCCAUUGUAUUUUAUUUUUAUUGUUUCUUCUCUUUUUAUUUGAAGUGCUUUUUGAAUAGCAACUUGUGAAUUUAGAUGUAUGUGACCAAGUGACUUUUUUUUUCUCGCUCUCAGAAUUUCAGUAGGCAGUGGACUCAUUUUAACAAUCGUGUGGUAGUUUGUCAGUAGUUUGUCCAUGCAAUAUCCGUAAACAUCAAAAAAGAAAAAAAAAUCCAACUGUGUGAUGCUCUAGAUGCUCCUGGUUAAGUUAAAAACAUUUACAUCAGUUUAUUCAGUGGAAUGCUAAAAAUUCUGUCAGCAUCAAAAUGUGGCUGUGCCCCAUUUUUUGUGUUUUUCACAUCUACUGCCUGUUUCCUACUCCUCUGAAGUCAACCCUCAUCAAUGUCACCAUGGUAACUGUGGCACCGAUCCUCUGACUUCAUCACCAGGCAGAUUAUAUGUUUGGCAUUGCUUAGUAUUUUCCUCUGUAGCCAUCGGCACAUAAUAUAUCAACAUAUCAGUCACAAAUGAUGUCAAAUUUGGAUUUCCAUGUACCAAGUGCAUAUCAACUUAGUAAAUGCUGCAAAAGUAUAAACCUACUAAAAUAUAAAUGUAUUUAUGGUGAAUACCUGAUUAUAACCAAUACAUGAGCAUAGAUGAAGUAGGAAAUGAAGAAGCAGAAACUGUGUGAAGGUAUUCAGCAUGUAAUGCUAACAGUCAAUUAAAAUUAAUUCAAACAAGAGUAUCAUUUUCCCUUAAGGAUAAGUGUUUUGCGUUUUUUUUUUCAUUUGUAAAUAUGUAUUUUGAAUAUAUAUCAUGUUUGUUUUGAAAUUGAUUAAUUUAUUUAAUGCCUAUAUAUUGUUGUUUUUACGUAUCCUGAUUUUGUUUUACUAACUGGAAACAAAUCAAGGGGAUGAAAACGUGUUUCUUAUCUAAUGUUAAACAGACCAUUCAUCAACACUUUUAUAAUUCAUAUUAUUCUCUUCAUUUAUGUUUUGCUGUUUUGGCUUUGGGUGAUGAUUUUACAAAAAAAAGUGAUAUUCAUUUCAUUGUAUUUACUGAAAUGUUUUACUGUGUCGUAUUUGAUCAGAUGUGCCGUGGUCACUGCUUGUAAAAUGAUUUUAUUCAGAGAGUUUCCAAAUCAUGACAAAAGAUAAAAGCAGUCACAAAGUCAUCUGCCAUUUUGUUUGUAUGAGACAUGUUGUCACUUGCACAUUGCGGAGCAAGAGCAGGAAAUUUAAAGAGUAUAGUGUCUUAAAAUGUUGGGCUAGGUGUAUGUAGAAAGUUCAAGAAAUGUUGACCCCUGAUUUGUAGAGUGCAUUCUUUAUUACCAGAUCUUUAGCAGUGUUUCAUUGACAGGUAUUUUCUCAUUCUUCUCACUUAAAACAAAAGAUAACCCAUUGGGGGUAAAAAAAAAAUAAAAAUAAAAAUAUUACAACAAGCAUUUGACAACCCUCAUCUGAACAAUAAGCAGUCGCUCUAGUUUUGUAUGGAGCCCCAAAGUGUUCAAUAUUAAAUUAAUAAAUAAGUAUAAAAUAAAUACUCACAUGAAUAAAUAGUGUAAAGCAAUCAAUUGAGCAAUUGUUGUUGAGCAAAAAGCUGCUACAAAAUUUAGCCAAUUAGCUCCUGCUAACUAGAGCAAAAAGCAUGUCAAAGUAAUUCUUAUUCAACCAAAUAGAGGCUGCUGCUGUAAAUAAACGCAGUACACAGACACUGUAACGAACAUUUACAAGGCUACACAUGCUACCUACCUAGCUGGCUAACUAGCUAGGUAGGUAGCAUGUGUAGCCUUGUUAAGCUAAAGAAAGAAAGUUACAGUGUCUGUGUUUAUUUACAGCACCAGCUUCUAGUUAGUUGAAUCAGAAUUACUUGGGUGUUGUUUUUGAUCAAGCUAACACGAGCUAACUGUGGUAGCAGUUGUUGAGCUUGCUAGCGAAGAGGCUGGGGGCAUGCGAUUGUCCGAAAGGGCAUUUUGAAAUAAAAAUAUCAAUAUAUAAUAUCAACAUAAGUUGAACUUUAAUAAUUGCUUAAAUUACAUCACAACUUAUUGGUUCAUUUAUAUAUUUUACACAAUGUAUUCAUAUUAUAAUGUAGGCUACUGUAUACCUAUUUAAUACUGAACACUUCGCUCCAUAGUUUUAUUUGCUUUUUUUUUAAGUGAGGUAUUAGCGAAUGGUUAAAGGGCACAUGGAUGAAGUGAUAGAGUGAAGAGGUAACUAUAUGAGUAUCAGUGCUGGGUAGAGUAGUGUAAGUUGUGAAGAAUAGUUUGGGUGUAGCUAGAUAAAAAAAUAGAGGUGUGAGCAGAGAGAAAUAUGUAGGUUCAUACUUUGGGAAACAUCUCUGGUGUGUGUGUGUGUGUGUGUGUGUAAGAUGUCACACCUCUGACCUAGUAUCAUUUUGAAUGUGGCAGGUGUUGCACAAGAAUGCUGUACAAUGGUGAGAUGUAAUUAAUGACAAUGUGUGCUAAUGUUAGGAAUGCUGAAUGUCUGGUCAGUCUCAUCAGAUGAAGUUGUGCUAAAAAAAAAAUGUAUGUUUUCCUUUGGGCCUUUUAAAGUGUCAGUCACAUUAAGGUGGCCGUUCCUGAGUAUUGUGCACACCACACCUAACUACAUUUCUCUAGAGCUGCGCAGCAAAACCGAAUACAGUUUCCAUUUCAUGCACAAAAAAGUAAGCUUUCACAUCAUAGGUAAAAAUGCCAACUUGAUUCAUAUUGCAAAGUGCUGGGGUGGAUGGACUUGAAAUCAUGCCAUGCUUGACAUUUAACAAUGUCUCAUACCAUUUGUAGUGAACAAUCUUUAUUUCAGAUGGUCACAUAAAUGUUUGUGGCUAGAUCAGAGAUUUUCUGAAGUGUGUGCGUUUUGAAGUAGUGGACAAUAGAGGCUAUUUUGAAGUGUUGUGUUUUCAACACUAAUCUGAUCUUUGUAACUGAAGGUUUAACAUAAGGCUGAAAAACAUUCCUGUGGUGUGGUUUUUAGUGUUAUGGGCAUUUAACAAUUUGACUCAGCAUGAAGUAGGUUAGAGGAGGUUCUUGCAGAGGUGUCAGACAGCACUUGAAAAGUCUAAUAUUGUGUUAGUAUUAUACAAAUGAUCUCAAUACCCUUAAAGGUGGACACAGCUGUGAUUUUGAAACACUAACCUCCAAGUAGCAGAGAUUUUCCCAAAACACAUUUGCAGCAUUUUUAACUGAAAUUCUUCAUUUUCAGCUGCCAACUUUUGGCAGUUCCAUUAGUGCAGAUGGGCAGCAUUCAGAACAAGCUUAAAGUACAUCAGCAAACGUGAACAUUUCAACUAUAAAUUUAAACAUUUUGAUUUAACCAAUGUUGCUGAGUGUAAUUGUUCCUGAGCGUUGCCCUGUGUGUCACUGCCUUGAGAGUCAGUCAGUGGGAUGUUUUCUCUCGUAUUCUACGUGUUAUUUUGUAAUGUGCUUAGUUCUCAAAUGUGACAGGUGUUUUUAUUUCACAGAGUCAAUCCAGUCCAUCAUGUUAGUCAAGACUUAUUGCUGUUAAACAAACGUGAUCAUUUUGAUUUACGCCUGUUAAUGUGCACACAGUUGAAUCUGGUUUGAGACAAGGAAGUGAUCCAGUUCUGUCCCAGUGACAAAGACACUGACGUGGUUUUGAAUGAUGUGACACUGUGAUUAACAAUGCAGUGAAGAGCAUCAUUACAUUCAUUUUUACAUUUUCGCAUACAGCUCACAACAUAACCCUGUUGGAUGCCAUGGGCUCAAUGCUGUUAGAAACUUUUGCUAAGGUUUUCCUCUCAUGGGGCAAGAAGUACUUAAGGAUUUAUUUUGCAAUGACUGCCACAAAAUAUGAUAUGAGGUAUUAUUCAAACACAUAUAAAGGUGUGGCUUUUUGUCAUGAUUUAAAUGAGACUGAACUGAAAUUAUGCCAUUUUGUCAUUGUGCUAAAAUGAAUAUAAAUAUUAUAUAUUAAAAUAUAUUUGCUAACCUAUA